Messenger RNA from Bombyx mori (domestic silkworm), 3834 nucleotides. Its product is annotated as protein ABHD18. The transcript has 10 exons. Lineage: Eukaryota; Metazoa; Arthropoda; Insecta; Lepidoptera; Bombycidae. The record is from RefSeq and is a predicted model, not a curated record. Bases 217 to 2019 code for a protein of 600 amino acids.
GAUUAAAGAUAUCUUGUUUGACAGUGACGUUUCUUGUUUUCGGUCAUAGAUUAAAAUACCAAAACACAAGUUCAAUGUUCAAUCACUAAAAUUACAUACUUCAAGUUCAAUCAAUCAUUUCUUUUUCAGCCAAUAUGUUGACGAAAUAAACUCGGUAACCAAAGUUACAAUUUUAACUUAAAAACAAUUUUAUUUUCUAUCAAAAUAACGUAGAGAAUGUCCGCUAGUAAAUUAGACGCCGUAUACCGUAGUAUUCUAUUAACAAAAUUCUUUACGAAAGGCUGGGGUAAGCCGGAAAACUUGCGCAGAUUAUUCGAGUUCAGAAAAGUUGUAUCGAAUCGUGAAGAAUGCUUCAAAUUGGUUGAAAGAGACUAUCCCGUCACCAUUACUAAGGAACAAAAUGUCGCCGAGGGCAAGCUUCUUGAAGGAUACUUCACUAGUCCUCUUGAGAAACACCUUCCAGGAAUCGUACCAGAGAUAGCACAAAAGGCACAUUUCCAAGCACUGCUACCAACAAAGUGGCCUGACAAAGAUUGUAAACCAGUUUGUCUUCAUUUAGCAGGAACUGGUGAUCAUUUUUAUUGGCGUCGUCGUAAUUUAAUGGUGAAACCGUUACUAAAAGAAGCCGGUAUUGGCGGUAUCAUUCUUGAGAACCCAUUUUAUGGACUUCGUAAACCUAUUGAUCAAAUCCGUUCGUCUCUCCACAAUGUCUCGGAUAUAUUUGUGAUGGGAGGCUGCUUGAUCUUGGAGUCUUUGGUGCUAUUCCACUGGUGCGAGAGGAAUGGGCUAGGUCCACUUGGUGUUACGGGGCUUUCUAUGGGUGGACAUAUGGCGUCUCUAGCAGCGACUAAUUGGCCAAAGCCUCUAGUCCUAGUCCCGUGCCUCUCCUGGUCGACAGCAUCGGCUGUGUUCUUACAGGGAGUUAUGGCUCAUUCAAUAAACUGGGACCUCCUAGAAGAUCAGUAUUUAUCGGAUGGCGAAUACCGUGAGAAAUUAUCUAAAAUGGUAACCAUAGUAGAUGAAGCAUUCUUAGCCGGAAAAAAGUUUGCUCGAACAUACUCACAGAACAUGGAAAAAAAUGUCCAGACGGCCACACAAACAAAAACUAGUGAUAACGUAGGGAAUAAUAAUAACAAGAACUUAGAUAUUACAUACAAAGAAAAUAAAAAUGAAAGUGAAAAUACUGAAAAAGUUAUAGACGUUACGAAAACUGUUUUAGACAGUAACAAAAUUGUAAAAAAUGCGAACAGAACUGAACUAGAAAAUCAAAUAGAAAAUUUAAAUGAAGAACUGAAAAAACUUUUGGAGGAAUGUAAAAUAAAUCAGGCACUGUACGAGAAGUUAAUAUCGAACAAAAAGUUCGAAUUGGAUCCUCAAGACAUUGAGGAUAUUAACAAAUUGACCGAGAAUAAAUUGAAGGAAAUGUUAUUGAAAUGUAAAGUUGCAGAACUCAGAAACGAGGAAACCCUGCUAUCCGAAACACUGACACACACCAAAGAAUCUAAUGACACAACCAAGCAGAGAAAUAUGGGAACCUCGAACAUUACAGCGGACAAUACGAACGUUCCGAUACUGAAAGCACCAGAGAAAAACGAACUAAUACCGGAGGCUGAUAAAAGUAAAUCGUGGAACAUAACGGAUUUCACAUCUGACAUCUGGGCUAACUUGCCGUUCUUCAAGCCAAGCGGGAAGAAGAUAGACAUAGGCAAAAUACAUUGGAGGGAUAGAGAAGCGUUGCAAUUCAUGAGAGGCAUUAUGGACGAGUGCACCCAUCUAAGCAAUUUCUCCGUGCCAUUUGAUACUUCCCUGAUCAUAGCCGUGUGCGCCCAGCACGACGCGUACGUGCCGCGCGACGACGUGGGCACGCUGGAGGAGAUCUGGCCCGGCGCCGAGGUGCGCUACGUGGACGCGGGCCACGUAUCCGCAUACCUGCUACACCAGUCCUUGUUCAGAUCAUGCAUAAUAGAAGCCUUUGAACGUUCGAAAAAGCGUUGGAAAGACGGAAAACAUAUCAACUGACCUCACGGUUUGUUUAGGUGCUAAAAUAUAGUUAAUUUAUAAGUAAUAUUUGUAGCGUUUCGUAAACAUGCGUUCACUUAUUUAAGUAGGAUUCUAAAUAGUCUAGUGGAAUAAUAAUGUAUUCUUCCGUCAUAAAAUUUUCUGUUACCAGGUUGUGAUUUUAUAGCUAGUAGUGAUUAGGAGUUAGGUGUCGAGGUUCUAUCGCGAUAAUUUGUCCCAAAUCAAUAUUUAGACUUAUAUUAUGAAAUUAAACUUAUUUUAACAUUCAUUUAAAAUGACUAAAAUAAUUAAAUAUAUCCCUUAUUGACAGCUGACGCCAAGUUUGCAAUUUCAUACUUAAACACCAGUGACUACGUAAAAAUCAUAUAAUAUGAUAUAUAUUGAAAUUAGUUUUUACUGUGAUGUGCGCUUAAACUGUAGACCUUUUUGGAAUUUCGUAUAUUUCGUUCAAUACUAAGAAAAACAUGAAUAGGGCCUGCCGCGUAGGGGAAAAGGCAUAAUUUAAUAAGGGGUUUCAAAAACCUUCGAAUUUCCUUUGAUUCACUACGUUUCGUCUGAUACUACGAUUUUACUGGUGGUAGGACCUCUUGUGAGUCCGCACGGUUAGGUACCACCGCCCUGCCUGUUUCUGCCGUGAAGCAGUAAUGCGUUUCGGUUUGAAGGGUGGGGCAGCCGUUGUAACUAUACUGAGAUCUUAGAACUUAUAUCUCAAGGUGGGUGGCGCGUUUACGUUGUAGAUGUCUAUGGGUCCAGUAACCACUUAACACCAGAUGGGCUGUGAGCUCGUCCACACAUCUAAGCAAUAAAAAAAAUAUUUAAAAAAAAAUACUGUGAGGACGUCGAAACAAGAUUGAUUUACGUUCCCUACGCCACACUCCAACGCACCAAUCCAAGCGCAGCUCUUGCUAUUCCAUUGACGUGUUCGAACAGAGAAAGACUUAUUCGUGGCCUUGUUUCUCGUAAUGAGUUAAGAAUCGCCUCAAUCGACCUUAUGCAAAAUAUAAGGGUCGAAUUUAACGAGAGCACGGAAUUGCUCAGUCGAUGCAGAACACGCAGUAUGCGUGUGUCCGCAAUGACGAACUUUAUUUAUACUCAGAUCCGAAAUUAACUAGUCCGGUCAGCAACAAAGUCAGUCAGUCGCUACGUUCUCUAUAACAGUGAGCUUAGUGCGAGUUUUUUAACGUGCUCGACAGCGUAAAAGUUAACUCAAAUUAGUAUGCAGUUGGAACAGCGCCCCUAGCGGCAAACGUAGGCAAACGUUCCAAUCCCGUACAAAUUUGAUUUAACUUUUACGCUAUCGAGAACGUUAAAAAACUCUAAGCACACAAAGCAGUAAACCCCUUGAUUAUGUCAAGGUUUUGUUCCACGCUAAACAAUAAAUUUAAUGUAUAAUUAAUGUUCUAGUCUAUUAUUGGAAAUUAAACAUUCUUUAAUAAGUAUUUCUCCAGUGUAAUUCUGGUGCCAUGCCAUUGCUUUAUAAAACUGUCCGUAGAAAAUAAAACCGAUUUGCUUACUUAUAAUUUAAUAAAUUUUAAUAUUCUUCAAAACCCCGCAGAUAGAAAAUUAUGAAUACACUCAAAUAAAUGAGAUACGAUCUAAUAAUUGAAAUGCUCAAAACUGCGAUUUUGACUAUACUAUUUUUAUAGUACAAAUAUUAAAUUAAUAUAUAUAUGUAUAAAAGGAUGUAUUUAUUCCUUUAUGUGCAAUGCUUUGAAAUGGUUUAUUGUAGGACUCUAUUCAUAAAUAAGAUUAUAUAUAUUCUCUAUUGAGACGAAAAGUGUAUAUUUUUAUAAAUAAAUGUUGUUUUUACCUGAA